Messenger RNA from Tetranychus urticae (two-spotted spider mite), 4686 nucleotides. RefSeq lists its product as uncharacterized. NCBI's taxonomy places the organism in Eukaryota, Metazoa, Arthropoda, Arachnida, Trombidiformes, Tetranychidae. Gene Ontology annotation, cellular component: membrane. The record is from RefSeq and is a predicted model, not a curated record. Gene Ontology annotation, molecular function: G protein-coupled receptor activity.
AUUCAGAAUCAUCUUCUUUUUGCAGGAUAAUUUUUCUCCUUUUUUCUUCUUCUCUUUUCUCGUUCCAAGAGCAACUUGAACACUUUAACUUUGAACCAAACCAACAAAAAAUAACCAACAACCAAUUAAAUUGAAUAAAGAAGCUGCUUUUUUGUUAAUGUUGUUGCUUGUUCCCAUAACGGUCAACCAUAACUUGUUAUUAUUUGACUUAAAAACGGUCAACUUUUACUCUUCAUCAUAAUCAUUAUUCACUUGCUUCCAUCUCCUCCUCAUCUUCCUCCUUCCACUCUUCCUCUUACAUCUUUUGACCAUCAAAAAAUUAUCCUCUUUUCUUGUGAAGCAAAAACAACAAUUCAAUAAUAAUCAGAGAAUGUCUUGUGAAUAAUAUCAGAUUUGCCUCUUCUGCCCAUUCCUGAAAUGGUUCAAACCAUCAUCAUAUUAUCAACAAUAAAAGCAACGGCAACAUCAUCAUCAUCAUUCAACUCAACCCUAAUUCAUCUUAAAUAACGAUUUCGCUUCUUUCCAUUACACUUUUGAUUAACCAAAAAAAGAAGCAAAUCUUCUUUGAAUAUCUUUUGCCUUUUAUACAAAAGUAAGUAUUUGGUCAAAUUGUUGGACAAUUUACAGUGAAAUUUUCGUCAACUCAAUGUAAAGUUGAGAAAAAUGAAUGAGAAAAGUUUUUCUCUCAACAAUCAAUAUUUUCUGUCAUUUUGUUUCUGCCAAAGUGAUUACAUUUCAUGAGAUUUCAAUAUUUUCAGUGUCGAUUCCAAAACUGAAUCAUCGAUCAUUGGAGUGAAUUUUCCAUCGUGUUCAUGUUUCAAUGAAAAAGUGUUCAUUUGUUGAAACGUUUACCAUUUGGAAUACAAAAAUUUCAUUCUAAUUGAAUAAAAGGCUUGAAAAGGCUUGAAAGAUAACUAGGAAUUAAUGGAAAAUUUAAAGUUUCAUAGUUUUCCAGCUCAAUGGAUUUUACCAGGUUUAAUUAUCAUGUUUAUUAUGCUGAUCUCCAGUCCAUUGUUGAGUUCAUCUGAGAAUUCAAUUGAUCCAACUGUGAAAUUACCUUUGCCUGGGAAGAACAAGAGCAAUAUUAAUUUGUCAUCAGAUAAUUUUCAAAGUGAUUCCCAUUAUUCAAGCAUUCCAUUCAAUUCCUUUCCUCACAACACCAAUCAGUGUACCUUUGUUUAUGAUGAAAUUGAGACUGGAUUCAUUUCCAGUCCCAACUUUCCACAUCAAUUUCCAAUUCCAAUUCAUUGUAGUUGGAUAAUUCGUGCUCCCAUUGGUAACGUAAUUACCCUUUACUGGACCCAGUUUUACCUGAAGGAAGGAUUAAAAGCAACCGAAUAUGCAUUCUACAUCAAUUCAAGUUUAAAUGCUGGAUCAACUUCCCUUUUACCUUCCUUCAUUGAAGGCGAUCCAAUGCCACUGGUAACCAGUAAACCCGUUCUUGUCCUGGAAAUGGACAUUACAGACGAUCGUAACAUUUACCUUCGAAACAUGGACUGGUUUCUGGAUGCUUUUGGCUUCAACAUAACCUUUACAAUUGUUUCCUUUACAGUUGCCCAUAAAAUUAUACCAGAUUAUUGUUCAGUUUACAAAUGUUCCUUUAAUGGUCAAUGUUUUGCUUCAAAGGACGCAAAGGUACAAUAUUGUUCUUGUUUUCCUGGUUUCUUUGGACGUUACUGUCAAUAUGGGCCAAAAUGUGAUCCCUCAAAAGGAAUUAAUCCAUGUAAAGAUGGAACUGAUUGCAGAUAUUUUGCUGGAAGUCAUUUCACCAAGUGCAGUACUGUUGAUGGUUUUCUGGGCGAAGACAGGUCAAGAGUGACACCGACCAAUGGAAACAAAACAGGUUUUCAAAUUUUAAAGUUAGCAAUUGAAGAUGAUGUGACACCAACAGAAGAUGCUAAGUUAACCUUAAGUUGCCUUAUACAAUCAACUAAUUCAAUUGAGGUUAAAUGGUACAAAGACUUUACCUUGAUAGACACGGAAACUAGUUUUCUUCGUAAAAUGUCAACAACCCUGGUUCGUUCCAAUUUACCUGGACGGUAUGUUGCCUCAUUGACAAUGGACAAACUUUAUCCACUGGAUUCAGGCAUUUUCACUUGUGAAGCCUUUGAUUGGCAUUCACGAGUCAACAGUAGCUACGAGUUGAAAGUGUUUACCAAGCCACAAGUCAAAGUGUACCCAUUGAGUGCAACCGUAUACUCAGCUCAACCCUACACAGUGUCUUGUUUCUCGCUCGACUAUGAUCCACUGAUAGGCUACAAUUGGCUUAAAAAUGGUGAAAUAUUGAAUCCUCUCUAUGAUGAUGAGUUGAUUGAAGAUCUGUAUCCAGCCGGGAUCAGACUAAUUGUGCCUAAAGCUUUGACCAGAGCGGUUUACACUUGCCUGGUUACAACUCCACUGGGAACUGUUGGUAAAGAGUCAAUGCUAACAGUGAUACCAAGCAACAUAUCUUCUGAGUUUAUCCAAACUUGUCCCAAGGAAACACAUGAAGAUAUUGAUUGGCCUGAAACUGCCAUUGAUGGGAUUGCAGUUGAACCUUGUCCACCAGGUUAUAAAGAUGGUGGAGUUGCUCGUCGUAAAUGUUUUACUUCAGGUAAAUGGGAUGAAGCUGAUUUCUCGAGUUGCCUUAAUUAUCAAAUGUUUUAUAUCCAAGAAAAGUUAAUGAGCCUUACACUCGGCUAUCAUUUGGUUUCCCAUUCUUCAUUAAUGAAUCAACUGAAAGAUUCGCUGAAUGGUCUUCGAUUGAGACCCUCUCAAGGUCACUUCAUCAUUCACCUUUUGGAAUCCCUUAUGGCAGUGCUCAAGUUAACAAUGGAUUCAAUGGAAACUCAUGAAUCUUCUCAACUUGCUCUUGAUAUUAUUUCCUCACUUCUCAAUAAACCUGAAUCAAUCAAUAGUCUAACGGGUCUGGCCAAUUUACAUCGUCUACUAAUGGAGUACAGUUUAUUGGCCAGUAAAGUUAAAAAGGGUCAACUUAAUCAUCAAAUAACUCGAUCCAAUUUUGUGGUUGAAAUACUUAAUCUGGAUCAUCGUGUAAACCUUUUUAUGCCUUCCACUUUAAACUUACCAACCCUAACAACAUCAACAGCCUCAGCCUUUUCAUCGUCAUUAUCAUCAUCCACUUCAUCACUGUACAACAAUAAAGUAACACAAUCAUCAUCACCAUCAUCAACAGCAACAAUACCAAGCUGGUUAACUGAUAGUGUUCAAGUUGACAUUGCUUCAUUACCUGGUUAUCAUGGUAAAGAGUCAACAGUUGAGCAUGAAAAUGAUUCACUGAAAAGCGUUUUAACAGUUUUCUAUCAAAAUUUAACUUCAUUUUGGCCAAAAAACAUUGUCAUUCACAAAGAUUUUACCGAUGAAGAAUAUCAGAUUAACUCGAAAGUUGUUACUGUUGCCUUGGUCCAUCAAGCCCAUUAUAUACCGUUAAAGCCUUACCCUCUACGCGUUACCGCUCACCUACGACAUCAUUCAUCCUUAGAGAGUGAUGUUGACACUAAAAAAGUUACUUGUGGCCUUGCACAGUUUAAUGAAAGACUUGGAUUUCAAACUAAACAUUGUUCAACUUCAAAAACUUCAAGUGAUUCCCAAUCAACCAUUUGUGUCUGUGAUAUAACCGGAGCUUAUUCCGUACUCUUAACCAGUCAAUACAAGCAUCAACCUCAUCCUUAUCCCACUGAAAAGCAGCUCAAUAUACAGUCAAAUGCAAGUCACCAAGUGCCUACUGAUUACCUUUUAAUUGCAAGUUUCUCCUUUUCCAUUGGACUCAUCAUCUUAACCAUGACUAUUCUGAUUAUCCGUUCAAGAUUCAAAAUGAAUUGUAUCAAGUGCUUGAAACUCCAGAUUUGCCUUGCAACGAUAGGACUUGAAUGUUCCUUUUUAGCCAGUUAUCAUUUCCUUCAAAUUCCAAUUCCAUCAGUUUACAUAUUUCAAUCAAUACUGUUCUUCCAAUUGGCCUGCAACUGCCUUCAAAUAAGCCUAUGCAAUAACGUACUUACCUGCGUCACUCACCUAAACUACGGAAAACACAGUUUACCUCAUUUCAAAAUUACCUUCCUUGGAUGGAUUAUACCAUUGAGCUUAACUGGCGCCGCUGUGAUAGCAAAUGAAUUGGAUAAAUCUGUUUCAGUCGAUAAAAUGAUCGAAAUUGAAAGUCGCUAUUUUUAUUUAACAAACGCAAGUGCCUUUUUCAUAACAAUGGUUCAUCUCAUUUUGACGAUUAUAUUGAAGAUCAAGUUUAGCGAUCGCCAUAGAAAGGAAUUGUUGGAAAAUUUUCGUCGUCUCGACAAUGGAUCGAAAAUUUUAAAUCAAUCUUUGAUUAUUAUUUUUUGGACUGAUUUUCUAUUGACUGCCAAUUUUUAUUAUCGCAAUUCACGCAAAAUUUUAUCCAAGUAUACACUUUCUGCUAUAUCAUGUUUACUUGGUUUAAAUGUGAUACUUUUUUAUGGAUUUUUUGCUGCUCUCGAUGAUUCAUUGGUUCUCAUGCCAGGUCAAGUUGAAUCAAAGGAAAAGGAUUCAACUGGAAAUUCAUCAAACAAACAACCAGACAAUGUUUAUGCCAUGAAUGAGAUUGACAUUUGUCCAGCCUUUCAACGUGUAACUUUGACUGAGUAUGAUGUCCACUUUGAACCAGGAAUUGGUGAUUUGUAAUGUCAUUUGCCAAAUAAAAUGCUUUGUGAUGCUCAA